GACAAUGUCCAAAUUGGGUGGAUCUAAGAUUCUUGGGUAUCCUGGGGCUCAGUAGUGGAUCUGCUGCGAUGACCUACCUGGUUCACACAUCCCAUGCCCAGCUUGCCGCCCAUUGGCUCGGCUUUGUGGGGUGGACAUUCAUUGCUGUGGCCGUUGGAAGUAUCCAGUGGAGGGUUUGGCAGGUGUCCGACAUUGGCGUCAUCACCUCUGGCAAGGCAUGGGUGGGCAUCUGGAGGGUCUGCUUCAACAGCCACACCCUGGUGACCCCUGAAUUCAAGGUCAUGUACUGCAGGAGCAUCAGCCUGACUGACACCUUCACACCCCCUGAGAUCGCAGCGGCCCAGGUCCUCAUGCUCUUGGCGCUCAUCGUGGGGUUAUGCGGGAACGCUGGAAGCAUUUACGCUCUAAGGAAUGUCUACCUCGGGCUGGACAAGAGCUUGCCGAUUCGCUCUGUGUUCGCUGCCUCUGGAGCCCUGUGCCUGCUGGCUGCCGCGAUGUCACUCGUGCCCCUCCUGUGGAACCUGAGCUCGGUCGUGACCAAUAAGACUGUCCGAUUCCCCCCUGACUUCCACAUGCCCGAGGUGCCCGAGGAACAGUAUGUUGGGUCCAGCAUUGGGCUCGGGAUCAUAGGUGCGGCCCUGAUGACCACAUCUGGAGUUAUUUUCUUAACCUACAGGCUGCCUGCCAGGUCGCGGCACAGGACCCACCCCUCACUGAGAGAGCAGGUGCAUCCGGAAGGGUCAGCAUCUCCGGGACAUGAAUCUGGGACAAUGACAAACUCCAGAGGAAGAGAUAAUCCGGCCUUUGAGUCUCAUGAACACUCGUGA
Messenger RNA from Myripristis murdjan (pinecone soldierfish), 827 nucleotides. Its product is annotated as claudin-34-like. The transcript has a single exon. Gene Ontology annotation, cellular component: membrane; bicellular tight junction. The record is from RefSeq and is a predicted model, not a curated record. NCBI's taxonomy places the organism in Eukaryota, Metazoa, Chordata, Actinopteri, Holocentriformes, Holocentridae. Gene Ontology annotation, molecular function: structural molecule activity. The coding region runs from base 69 to 827 and encodes 252 amino acids.